AUGUCUCAAUCACGUGAAAGUUUGAAUGACAGCUGGGGUUGGGUUUUAACUACCAUACCAGAACCGGAAACUGCUACAGAACCAGAAGUAACAUCCGAACCAGAAGUUACAUCUGAGCCAGAAGUAACAUCCGAGCCAGAAGUAACAUCCGAGCCAGAAGUAUCAUCCGAACCAGAAGUAACAUCCGAGCCAGAAGUAACAUCCGAACCAGAAGUAACAUCCGAGCCAGAAGUAACAUCCGAACCAGAAGUAACAUCCGAGCCAGAAGUAACAUCUGAACCAGAAGUAACAUCCGAACCAGAAGUAUCAUCCGAACCAGAAGUAACAUCCGAGCCAGAAGUAACAUCUGAGCCAGAAAUAACAUCCGAGCCAGAAGUAACAUCCGAGCCAGAAGUAUCAUCCGAACCAGAAGUAUCAUCCGAACCAGCAGUAACAUCUGAGCCAGAAAUAACAUCCGAGCCAGAAGUAACAUCCGAGCCAGAAGUAACAUCCGAGCCAGAAGUAACAUCCGAACCAGAAGUAACUUCCGAGCCAGAAGUAACAUCCGCGCCAGAAGUAACAUCCGAGCCAGAAGUAACAUCUGAACCAGAAGUAACAUCCGAGCCAGAAGUAACAUCCGAGCCAGAAGUAACAUCCGAGCCAGAAGUAACAUCCGAGCCAGAAGUAACAUCCGAACCAGAAGUAACAUCCGAGCCCGAAGUAACAUCAGAACCAGAAGUAACAUCAGAACCAGAAGUAACAUCAGAACCGGAAUUGUCUGUCUCAGCAGAAUCCGAAGGAACAGCAUACCCAGAGCAUGCAGAGCCAGAGGCCACUUCGGAGCCAGAGAAAACUGCUCAGGCAGAGGUCCGACCAUCUGCGGCUGAAAUAGUUGUUCCACCGUUUCUAUUGAUGAUAAUUAUAAUUUUGGGUUUACUGGGUUUAUUGGGAAGAACUAAAUAUUCAGCUAUUAAACAAUCAACGCUUACAUUCAGUCGGGCCUUUAUCCGAAACGUUAUUGCCAACCGAAGCAAAUUUGACAAUUUUAACAAGCAGACCAAGGUGGAAGAAAUCAAGCUCGAUAAUGAAACCUUAAACGAAAAAGAUUUAUUGAACGAUGAGCCAUUUUUUACUCGGUUUGAUCUGGAAGUUAUGGACAGUUUAAAGAACUCUUACAACCGCCCGAAAGAACUAAUGAGAAUUGCUUUACCGGCACUGCUGUCGUUAGCCUUAUGUCCAUUGACUUUAUACAUGUACGACCCAGUAACAAAGUUUCUGUGGCCAGUAGAAGAGUAUGUAACAAAGCCGGAUAUCAACGACGCCAUUGCGUGUUUUCUUGCACCCGCCGGAUUGGUUUACGCCACAUCCUUUGGCUUUGCGUUUCAAUCUGCCAUCAGUAAGCAGCAUGAAAUCCUGAUGAAAAUGACUGCCGAGAUUAGUAUGAUAGAUCAAAUAGCUACGUUUACGGCUAAGCUCCGACUGCCCAGUCAGCAGCUCCGAAUGGAGAUCUACAAGUCCAUCAAGACGGAAGCUAUCUUUAUGAUCCUGCAGAUUUUAGAUAGAGAUGUGUCCACUUACAAGUAUAAAGCUCCACACGAUCUGAAGGUAAAAAUCUGGUCAGUGCUGGACACGCUACGCCAUGUUAACACCAGUAAAACUAACCACGUAGAUAGAUGUCUGUCAGAGAAAAUAAUGGGACACAUCAUGGCUUUAAACAGUAUCUGUUCUGACAGAAUGGGGGUUUUACAUGCCAGAAUCCACCCUGUGAAGUGGAUGUUUUUAGAGACUCUGGGGUUUUUCUCCUUUGUUGGAAUAUUGUUAUUAAAUGCCUUCAGUUAUCGAAUGGAACUAGUAAUGUGUAUUAUCACGGUAUUUUCUAUCAGUAUGCUAUGUUUUGUAGUCUCCGACCUGGAUUCUCCGUUCAGCGGCUUUUUCCGAGUAGAUCUAUCCGUCAUGCAUGAAGUGAUUGAGAGGGUAGCUGCCAUGCACGAACUGGCAAGAAUCGGUGAAAAUGCGUUAAUAUUUUACCCAGAGAAGUCAAAUGGCACCGAGGAUAUUUUAGCAAAAUCUCGACCAAGUUCAGCUGAAAUAAAAACUGAUAAGAUCAUCAGAGAUUGCUGGUAACUACAACUCUCGUCUGAAAAACCAGUUUAUAUUCCGCUAAGCGAAGCUCAGGUUUCUCUUCGCUUGAGCGUAGUAAGCUUCAAAGCUCAGCUAUGAAGCGAAGUUUCGCAUACGACGUACCUUCGUAAGUUUAGGAUGUGAUCCUACUUCUUCGCUUUGCUUUGGGCUUUGCAACCAAUCAAUGACACUGAAAAGGCAGAGCAAUCUGGCGUCGGCGUAUUUGCCGCUUAUCAUUCGAAAAUUUAACAUUGCGAUGCGCAUCAAAUCAAAGCUUCACUUAACUUUCUGUUUUCUUCGCUUUACUCUUUCGUUAUCGGAGUUUAACUCGGCCUUGCGGAGUAUAAACCGGCUUUUGUUCUGUUAUAUUUAGAAUAUAAAUAAAUAAAUCUAUUAGUGCGUUU
This is a messenger RNA of Lottia gigantea (owl limpet), 2504 nucleotides long. RefSeq lists its product as hypothetical. The record is from RefSeq and is a predicted model, not a curated record. The transcript is spliced from 5 exons. Bases 1 to 2103 code for a protein of 700 amino acids. NCBI's taxonomy places the organism in Eukaryota, Metazoa, Mollusca, Gastropoda, Lottiidae.